GCUAAGUUCCAACAAAAAAAACUAACCAGCGCAAAUUUAUUAAAAGUAUUAUAGUAAAAAAACAACAACAAUAAUUGCUAUCUUUUUGCAUUUUUGCAAUUUUAUAAAAAAAAAAUUCCGAAACUGAAAAGAAAAGAAAAAAAAAUAAGAACAAAUUCUCAAAACACUACAACACUCGGCGAAAACAAAAAAUUUAGUAAAAUUAACUCUUUUAUCUUAAAAAAAGAAAAAUCAAAAAAUAUACGAGCGAUUAUUUAAUUCAAGACAUAAAUUCAAUUUAAAACGUUUUAGACAGAGAACGCUUUAGAACUUAACUAAGUAAAAGAAAAUACGUUUUUUUCGCGAUCGUAGUUGAUCUAAAAACCCCACACAACCGAACUAAAAACCACAGCAACAACCACUUCUGCAGCUAAACAACUUCACGGGACUUGUGCAAAGCGCAGUCGACAUUAAAAUUAAAUACAAAUAAAAAUAAACAUAAACCAUAAUUAAAAGAAAAAAACCUAAUUCGUAAGCGUUAACAACCCAAGCAGUGAGAUUAAUUACUAAGCGAACGACAACAACCAUCUAACAAGCAAAAUCAUCCAACCAACCAAGACGAAAAUCGCGUAGUACCGAAACCGGAACCAAAAACAGAAAGCAAAAUGACCAACGCCAUGGAUAUCGUGAAGAACGGCAGCGCUAACGGCUCCGUGGACGGCAGCAAUGAUGAGUCGCGCACCAAUUUGAUUGUCAACUAUCUGCCACAGACCAUGACCCAAGAGGAGAUGCGAUCGCUCUUCUCGAGUAUCGGUGAGCUCGAGAGUUGCAAACUGGUGCGUGAUAAAGUCUCAGGUAAUUUGGUCUUGCCAGCAUCGUUGACCGCCCUCAAUCCGGCACUCCAGCAAGGCCAAAGCCUGGGCUACGGCUUUGUUAACUAUGUGCGUGCCGAGGAUGCUGAGAAGGCUGUGAACACCCUGAACGGCUUGCGUUUGCAGAAUAAGGUUAUUAAAGUAUCAUACGCCCGUCCAAGUUCAGAAUCUAUAAAGGGUGCUAAUUUAUAUGUAUCGGGUCUUCCGAAGAAUCUAUCACAACCAGACUUGGAGGGGAUGUUCGCAUCGUUCGGCAAGAUAAUUACAUCUCGUAUACUCUGUGAUAAUAUUUCCGGUUUAUCGAAGGGCGUCGGUUUUAUACGCUUCGAUCAACGCAACGAAGCCGAGCGGGCCAUACAAGAGCUGAAUGGCAAGACCCCAAAGGGCUAUGCCGAGCCGAUUACCGUGAAGUUUGCAAACAAUCCGAGCAACAGCGCUAAGGCCCAAAUUGCCCCGCCCCUAACCGCCUACUUGACGCCUCAAGCGGCAGCGGCCACCCGACGUCUGGCCGGUGCCCUACCAAACGCUGGUCGCAUCAGAUACUCGCCAUUGGCCGGUGAUCUAUUGGCCAACUCGAUAUUGCCCGGCAACGCAAUGACCGGAUCUGGGUGGUGCAUAUUCGUCUACAACCUGGCCCCGGAGACCGAGGAGAACGUGCUGUGGCAGCUGUUUGGGCCAUUCGGGGCCGUUCAGUCGGUGAAGGUGAUCCGGGACCUGCAGACCAGUAAGUGCAAGGGAUUUGGCUUCGUCACAAUGACCAACUACGACGAGGCUGUGGUGGCCAUCCAGUCACUUAAUGGCUACACCCUGGGCAACCGUGUGCUCCAGGUCAGCUUUAAGACUAACAAAACUAAAACUACUUAAGCGAAACUGAACUAGUGUCUAGUCCUAAGCGUAGUCCUCUCUCUAUAUCAAUCCUCUAUUAUUUGACAGUACUUUGACAGGACUUUCCGAACGAUUAAAAGUUUGAUUUGCCAACGGCGCGACGCGUCGACGAGUUGUAGUCAAAAUUACACAUUUACUUAUACAGAGAUAAAAAUAAACAUUAAUCAAAAUCAUGAUCAUGAUUGAUGGGACAUGUGAGGAAGAGGAGGAUGCUCUAUAAUUUGAUUUGUAUGCUAACGAAAUUAUUAUGAUUGUAAUUCUAAUGAAAUCUUAGUGAAAAUUGAUUUGAUUCUGUGUAUGUGGAAAGUACCGAUUAAACGUCGAUAUGGGUGCACGAAUACUCCAAACUAAUUUAAUUCGAUUAACCAAAGCCCAAAACCUAACAAAAACAAAGCUCGAAUGAGGCAAUUAGAAACACAGCAGCAACUAAGGAAUAAAAUGAAGCAGAACCGUUAGUAAAAACAAGACAAAUGUCUAUAAAUUGACAAAAUGAAUAUGGGAGGCAAUGAAGAUUGACAACAUUGCAUUGACACAAAGCAAAACAAAACAAAAAAAAAAAACAAACAAAAAAACAAAAAAAAAAGAAAAAAUAUUUGAAUCAAGAAAAUGAUCCAAGUCGCAAUAUUUAGAAACUGUUCUUUUUUUUACUUAUCGAUAUGUAAUUCAAUUUGAUUAUAUUCAAUUAAACAGUAUACUUAACGAGCUAACCAAAUGAUUUACUUAAUGUCUACUGAUUUAAGCGAAACCCAAAUAACUCACACACACAUAUUUCUCUCAGCUUACCUAAUUACUUAUUAUACUUAUUAUAAUAGAUAUGCAUAGAUAUAUUAUAUUGUAUUGUAUCGUAUUUUGCGUUCGUUUUGCCAGGUCUAUCUUACGAUUAAUUCUAGUUCCACUCGAUAUGAUGUACUCACAACUUAUUCGAUUUAUUUCGCAUUGAUUUUAAACUCGAAAACGAAACGAAAACGAAUGCCGCGAGAGAUCUCUCAAAA
This is a messenger RNA of Drosophila miranda, 2728 nucleotides long. RefSeq names its product ELAV-like protein 2 (gene fne). Gene Ontology annotation, cellular component: ribonucleoprotein complex. The transcript is spliced from 5 exons. Gene Ontology annotation, molecular function: RNA binding. The record is from RefSeq and is a predicted model, not a curated record. Lineage: Eukaryota; Metazoa; Arthropoda; Insecta; Diptera; Drosophilidae. The coding region runs from base 645 to 1715 and encodes 356 amino acids.